CAACAACAACAGUGACAAAACGAAGUGAAGAGAAGCGAAGAGAAAAGCAGAAGAGAAGAGACAAAAGUGAAACAGAAAAUCAGUAACGUAGAAAAGUGACAGUGAAUAAUGUUGAGAGCGCCCACACAGCACAUCGUGGAACUCGGCUUCGGAACGAAAACACCAACAACGACAGCAACAGCAGCUGCCACAGCAGCAGCAGCAGCAGCAGCCAGUGGAAAGCAACAGCAGCAGCAUCGCAGUAAGACAUCUUUGUUGCAAAAGCUUCGGCAGCAGCAGCAAAAGCUUCAACGGCAGUUGACAUCGCCACACGGAGAGGCUGAGGCAGAAGCUGAAGCAGCAGCAGAAUAUUAUUUUCAGCAGCAGCAACAGCAACAGGCGCCGCCUUCGCCACAUUCGAGCGACAAGUGUCUAUUGUUGCUGGCGGCGACAAUUGCGGGCGGAGAGGCGACAUUGCCGCUGAAAACCAAGAAGAAGAAGGAGUCCUGCAGCUACAAUCUAGCAGCAGCCCUGAGGCGCCACAAGAAGCCAAAGACACAGCAGCAGCAGCAGCAGACCUCAACAGACGACGACGACAGUUGUCGCAGCAUCAGCAGUGGCAGCAGUCUCUCAAACAGUUGCAUUAACCAUCAUAACAACACGCCUUAUCGGGACACAAGUGGCAACAACAACAACUACCUAAGUAAUUAUAAUUGCAAAACCAACGAACAGCAAACAACAGCGUCGUGGAAAGCAACAACGCAACAGCAACAGCUGCUCAUUAACAGGGUAGGAAACAGCAACAGCAGCAGCAGUGGCCCCACAUCGAUCAUGUCACCCACAUCGCAGGCGCCCACCCGAACCUCGCUCUUCGAUUCCUGUCAUCGCAAGAUUCGCCUAAUAGGCGGCGGUCCAGUGGCCUUUCUCGGCGGCCUCGUUGCCAAGGCCCGUCGCAAGGAACGCGAUGGCGAUCAAAAUUCAACAGACACCAAACUGUAUUUGGAGGAGAGUGUCCUAGAACGUAAAUUACCUGAAGCUGAUCUCAAAGCCUUGGUGGAUCUACCCGCAGGCUUGGACUACAAUGAAUGGUUGGCGUCACACACUCUGGCUCUCUUCGAGCAUGUAAAUCUGGUAUACGGAACUAUUAGUGAAUUUUGUACACAAUCCGGCUGCGCAGACAUGACUGGACCUGGCAACAGAACGUACUUAUGGUUCGACGAGAAGGGCAAGAAGACGCGCGUGGCGGCGCCCCAGUACAUCGACUACGUGAUGACAUUCACGCAGAAGACGGUCAGCGAUGAGUCGAUAUUCCCAACCAAAUACGCGAACGAGUUCCCCGGCUCGUUCGAGUCGAUCGCGCGGAAGAUCCUACGCUUGCAAUUCCAUGUGAUAGCGCAUCUGUAUGCGGCGCAUUUCCGAGAAAUCGCGCUGCUCGGCUUGCACACCCAUCUAAAUCUGACCUUUGCGCACCUCACCGCCCUGCAUCGGCGCUUCAAUCUGAUCGACGAGAAGGAGACGGAUGUGCUGCGCGAUCUGGAGGUGGCACUGCGCCUCACCGACGACAGCGGCCAGGAUUCGUCCUCGUCGGUGCACGAGCACUCCUCCUCCUCGUCCUCGCCGCCAGUCGUCGCUGCCGUAGCCUCUGGCUGCGAGCAGCAGCAGCAGCAGCAGCAUCAGCAGCAGCAGCACAACAAUAGCAGCAGCACCAGCAACAGCAACUCUUCCGCGGAGGCGCUGCACGUCAAUUCACAAAGCAACACUAACAGCCACACCACAUCCGCCUCAGCCUCGGCGUCGGCGUCAGCCUCCCUCAUCGACGGGGACUCUGCGGCGCCGCCCAUCUGCACCCAGCCGGAGGCGGGAGCGGGCUGCAAGCCGGCCGGCAGCAGUGGCCUGCUGGGUGGCAUACUGGGCGACCUGACCAGCGGCGAAUUCGGUGAUACUACGCGGUACUGCACCUCGGCGGUUCCCCAGGCGGCGGCGUCGUCGUCUGCGGCGGGACCAGCAGCGGACGGCACCUCCUCAGCGGCCCUGAACAAUGGCGCGGGCGCACUACAUUUAAACUUUAGCAACAAUAAUAACAAUAACCACAAUCUGAACCAUCACCACCACCAGCACCACCAUCACCAGCACCAUCACCAUGGGCACCAUGGCCACGGGCAUCAUCAGGCGCCGGCGUCCACGACUGUGCCGCACAGUGGCCUCAUCCAGUGCAAUGCGGCGGGAGCUGGCGGUGGCAAUGCAGCAAGUGCCGCACCCGGGGGCGCCACAUCCGCAUCCUCAACGGCAUAGGCAGCAGCAAAACAGCACCAGCGGCAGCAGCAGCAGCCACAAAAACAACAAAAACAACAACAAAAAACAUUAGAAAUACUAGAAUUACGCAAAAAUGUUAUUUAAUGUUACUUCUAUGAUCCUAAAGUUGAAAAUAUUGUAAAAAUAAUAAAAAAAAAACAAGAAAAAAAAGAAAAGAUAAAACGUAAAUGCAAAUGCAAAGAAAGAGCCACAAUAGAGAGAAAGAGAAAGAGAGAGAUGAAUAUUGUGAGACAUUAUUAUGAAGCCGCAAAGUGUUGGCUGGCAUCCGUAGUUCCGUAAGCCGGGUAGCACGUUUAUCUAGAUAUGUACGAUACCUUAACUGUAUAGAGAGCUGCAAGCAAAGCAAAGCAAAGCAUAGUGUUUGAGAGAGUUGUCGCAGUUGAAGGCAGCCGCCUACUCGCUUCUGCUUCUGUUAGUAUUUUAGCGCGUCAUCCUACUACUUCGAGUCGCAAAAACCAGAGGCCUACAAGGCAGCCCAAAAAGAAAAACCAAGAAACAAAUUUCAAACGAGAGUCCAAUGGAAAAUGUAAAAAAAAAACACAAAGAAAAAAAUUCAAAAUUUUCCUAUUUCCAAAAUGUUCGCCCCUUAAGAUAACUGUUGGCAAAGGAAAGGAUUUUACAAGCAUAACAUAUGCCCCCAUCAAUACAUAUAUUGAAUUUUAAAAAUACAAAUAGGCUCUCCUCCCCCACAGAUCCCGCAACAGCCCAACCCAAGUAUUUAACCAAAUGUUUUAGAAUGUUUAAGUAUGCGUUAAAAAAUUGUUUUGAGAAAUUCGUUUCGUUAGAGAACUGAAUUUGCAUUGUGUGAUAGAGUAGUUGCACACUACUCGUGGCAAAUAGAAAUUGUAAUAUGUAUGUAUGUAUGUACUUUCUGUCUUAUUUGUUUGAUCGAUUUUGAUCGAAUUUUCGCUACAAAUUUCCUACAUAAAAAUACUAAUGCGACGAACGAUGCGAACAUUUCAAUUUGUACUUUAAACGACUUUACGGCUGAUCGAGAUCGG
Drosophila obscura is the source of this 3293-nucleotide messenger RNA. RefSeq names its product MOB kinase activator-like 2 (gene Mob2). The record is from RefSeq and is a predicted model, not a curated record. Lineage: Eukaryota; Metazoa; Arthropoda; Insecta; Diptera; Drosophilidae. Gene Ontology annotation, cellular component: nucleus; cytoplasm. The transcript is spliced from 5 exons. Bases 109 to 2271 code for a protein of 720 amino acids. Gene Ontology annotation, biological process: positive regulation of protein phosphorylation; signal transduction. Gene Ontology annotation, molecular function: protein kinase activator activity.